Nyctereutes procyonoides (raccoon dog) is the source of this 2164-nucleotide messenger RNA. RefSeq names its product peripherin (gene PRPH). Gene Ontology annotation, cellular component: axon; type III intermediate filament; plasma membrane. The transcript is spliced from 9 exons. NCBI's taxonomy places the organism in Eukaryota, Metazoa, Chordata, Mammalia, Carnivora, Canidae. Bases 418 to 1830 code for a protein of 470 amino acids. The record is from RefSeq and is a predicted model, not a curated record. Gene Ontology annotation, molecular function: structural molecule activity.
ACAGUGUAAUGAUUCUACAUUUGCGCACCUCCGGCCUUUAACAGCUCUUGCAGGCAGGAGCCCCAGCUCCUGUCAGGCUCUCCCGCCCCACGCUCCAGCUCUAGACGCUGACGCUGGAAGGUGCCGACCCCCAGCCGGCCUGCCGGUGGCCGGGGGUCGCGGGGCCUGCUUCCUUCCCGCCGGCAGCAGGGGAACGGAGGAGGCCGGGCGCCAGCGCCGGGAGCCAGGGUGCGGCUCUCCCGCUGCUCCGCAGGGGUGGGGCGUCCCCCUGCCCACAGAGACCCGCCGUCAGGCCAGUGGGAGGAGCUGCCCGGGCCCCCCCGAGCCCGCAGGCCUAUAAAGCCGCCUCGCCCCGGGCUGCGGCUCCUUCCCAGCUCCCCACCAGCUCCGCCCGCGGUGACUGCCGGCCUCGCUGCCAUGAGCCACCCGUCGGGCCUCCGGGCCGGCGUCAGUGCCACCUCCUACCGCCGCACCUUCGGGCCUCCGCCCUCGCUGUCCCCCGGGGCCUUCUCCUACGCGUCCAGCUCCCGCUUCUCGAGCAGCCGCCUGCUGGGCUCGGCGUCCCCCGGCUCCUCCGUGCGCCUGGGCAGCUUCCGCGGGCCCCGGGCCGGCGCGGGCGCCCUCCUGCGCCUGCCCUCGGAGCGCCUCGACUUCUCCAUGGCCGAGGCCCUCAACCAGGAGUUCCUGGCCACGCGCAGCAACGAGAAGCAGGAGCUGCAGGAGCUCAACGACCGCUUCGCCAACUUCAUCGAGAAGGUGCGCUUCCUGGAGCAGCAGAACGCGGCCCUGCGCGGGGAGCUGAGCCAGGCCCGGGGCCAGGAGCCGGCGCGCGCCGACCAGCUGUGCCAGCAGGAGCUGCGGGAGCUGCGCAGGGAGCUGGAGCUGCUGGGCCGCGAGCGCGACCGGGUGCAGGUGGAGCGCGACGGGCUGGCGGAGGACCUGGCGGCGCUCAAGCAGAGGCUGGAGGAGGAGACGCGCAAGCGGGAGGAUGCGGAGCACAACCUCGUGCUCUUCCGCAAGGACGUGGACGACGCCACCCUGUCCCGCCUGGAAUUAGAGCGCAAGAUUGAGUCCCUGAUGGAUGAGAUUGAGUUCCUCAAGAAGCUACAUGAGGAGGAGCUGCGGGACCUGCAGGUGAGCGUGGAGAGCCAGCAGGUGCAGCAGGUCGAGGUGGAGGCCACCGUGAAGCCCGAGCUGACCGCCGCGCUGCGGGACAUCCGCGCGCAGUACGAGAGCAUCGCGGCGAAGAACCUGCAGGAGGCCGAGGAGUGGUACAAGUCCAAGUACGCGGACCUGUCCGACGCCGCCAACCGGAACCACGAGGCCCUGCGUCAGGCCAAGCAGGAGAUGAACGAGUCCCGACGCCAGAUUCAGAGUCUGACGUGCGAGGUGGACGGGCUACGCGGCACCAACGAGGCGCUGCUCAGACAGCUGCGGGAGCUGGAGGAGCAGUUUGCCCUGGAGGCCGGCGGGUACCAGGCGGGCGCCGCGAGGCUCGAGGAGGAGCUGCGACAGCUCAAGGAGGAGAUGGCCCGGCACCUGCGCGAGUACCAGGAGCUCCUCAACGUCAAGAUGGCCCUGGACAUCGAGAUCGCCACCUACCGCAAGCUGCUGGAGGGCGAGGAGAGCAGGAUCUCGGUGCCAGUCCACUCCUUCGCGUCCUUAAGUAUGAAGACGAGCGUGCCUGAGGUGGAGCCUCCGCAGGACAGCCACAGCAGGAAGAUGGUUCUGAUCAAGACCAUUGAGACCCGGGAUGGGGAGCAGGUGGUGACUGAGUCCCAGAAGGAGCAGCGCAGUGAGCUGGACAAGUCUUCUACUCACAGCUACUGACCCCAUUGGUCUGGUGCUCCCUGACACUGCCCUAGGCCUGCUCCAAGCCCCAGACCCUAACACCAGUACUGAAUUAGUCCUCUCUUGCUCUGCAUGUGUCUAGGGGAUGACGCAAGUCAUCCCUUCCCUGGCCUGUGGCCAAGCCCUACCCAGCCAGCAGUAGCUGGCCCUUCCCUCCCUUCCCUGACACAUAUUUAUAUAUAUGACCUGUAUGUUCCCCUUAUCUCGUCCUAGUAAGAGGCCAGCAAUCCCCAAAACAAGUCUACUGCCAUUCAUUACCCCAUGACCAGUGGAGUGGGCCAGGGUCUGAGUUUCACUUUUGAAUCAAAUAAAA